AUGGCAACCGGUCAAGACUUAAUUAACAGCGUUGAAUCUCAACAAAUCAAGCUCGAAUAUAAACUCUCCGAAGUCUACUUUAUUUUUAAAGAGUUUAUAGAAUGCAGUAACGAUGGAAAGGUGAAAUGGCUGAGCAAUUUGACUGAUUUAAAAGCGUUUAUGUCCGCGCUAUUCGGCGAUGUCGGCAAGUGUGCUAAAUCAUAUCGGAAUGAUUUAAUAUCUGUUAACUGGUAUACACACAAGAAAGCACUAAUCUUCCAUGAUCAACUAGGAAUUGUACUAAAGAACAAACUAACUAAUCUGAGUGUAAAUAAAAUAUCAGAUCCUGAUGAAUACAAUCAAUUAAACGAUCCAGAAUGUGACAAAGAUUGCAUGGCUUGCAGUCGUUUCUCGUUAGAUAUGAUGGAAAUAAAUUAA
Molecule: messenger RNA, 417 nt
Organism: Paramuricea clavata
Lineage: Eukaryota; Metazoa; Cnidaria; Anthozoa; Malacalcyonacea; Plexauridae
Source: the annotation of a GenBank genome assembly